UGUAUUUUCAUAUUAUUUAUACUUGAUGUUAUAGAUAUAAAUAAUUUUCUCCAUAAACUUGGUGGAAAUUUACAAAGUUUAACUUAAAAUUUAUAUGCACUACAUUAUGGACAGAGAGCACGUCUCUGCAUCUACAGCCAGACAGCCCUAUGGUGAUUUUGGUACUUUACGUGUGUUGUGUUUAUUUACAAUCACAAGUAAUUAUGGCUAAAAGUAAAAAAAAGUAGACUAUCUGUACACAGAUCAUUGCACUGAGGAAUUUUAUGAAACCAUACGGUCUAUAGUCGUACACGUACUUAGUACUGUUUGGAAGAACUAAAAUAGUAUUAGUUUUAGUCGGGAGCAGAUGCUUCGGGCUGCCGAGCUGUUGUGCAUAUUACUACCUCUGUCCUGGUUUAUUGGUCCCCAUUGUAUUUCAUGCCAAAUUUUAACCAUAAAUUAACUAACAAAAUAUUUAUGCAUGUCACCAAAAAUUAUAUCAUUGAAAACUACGUUCAAAUACGAAUCAAACGAUAUAUUUUUUGUUGACAUGCAUUAACAUUUCAUUACUUAAAUCUUUGGUCAAAGUUUGUCACAGAUUACAAAAGGGACCAAUAAACCAGGAUGGAGGUAGUACCUGAUAGACGUGGAUGUUGGGUGGUUGGCAAUUGAAUUAAUGUGACUGCCCGUGCUCUCUUAAACUGAUAGUAAAUGAGCACCUAACUUAUUCGGAGAUUGAUUUAGACCGCCCAAAUGAAUUUUUGGAACUCGAUCCAUUCUAUAUAUGGAAGCCAUACAGAACGGGUUGAGGAAGCAUGUACCGGGAGGAGUACUUUAAGUGCUCGUGAGAAGAUAUGUUGAUUUUUUACUUUACAAGAAAAGUACUAAAAAGAGCUUAAAAUGUUCAGUUUGUUUUGUUGACAUGCCAUGAAAAAAGAAGACUUUUCGCAAAACUUUAAAUGUGUAAAUAAUAGUUGCUCAUCUAAAUGACAUACCAUACAAAAUAAAUGUACGUACAUCCGAUUUUGCCUGUGGUGGUUGAAGGUUUGGCAGUUGGCAGUUCUUAAAUUGAAACUAAAUGUACGCCUAACUUACUCUGUAGACGGAUUUCGACUGCGCAAAUGUUUUUUCUAAAGACUCGGUCCUUCUAUAUAUAUAGGCCACACGGAACGAGUUCAGGAAGCAUGUGCUUGCAGUUGCAGGAGUUGAAGUUCUUGUUCAGUACCAACAUAAUUACAAACCAUAGCAGCAUGGACUUGACAAUUGGCACUAUGUUGUUGGUCCUAGCUAUUAUUCUCAUCACCGCAAUAGUCAUCAAGAUUGCAAAUGCAAGAGUCACCUUUGAUCCAGUUUGUACACGACCACCUCCACCUGUGGUGAAUAGCAUUGCUCUUCUAAAACUCUUACCUACCCUGUGUACAAAGGGCCCCGAAAUUACAAUGACCUAUCUGUAUAACAAGUUUGGUAGUGUUUUCACAGUUAGUAUUCUUUGGAAAAGGAUAAGCUUCUUGGUCGGGCCAGAGGUCUCUGGUCCCUUUUUUCAAGGUUCCGAGUCAGAGGUUUCCCAAGGUAAUUUCAAUGAGUUCACUGUGCCCAUGUUUGGCCAAGAGAAUGGAUUUGCCGUAGAUUGCUCCACUCGAAUGGAUGAGAUUCGCUUCUACAUUGAUGCUCUAAAGCCAUCACAGCUGAGGAGCCAUGUUGACCCCAUGCUUCGUGAAGUGGAGGUAAGAAUAUCAGUCAUCGUGCCUACUCACAUAAUUAGAUUUCUGAACAGAACUUGCAAUUGAUUCAAGAAGUAUACAAAGCUUGAUACUUUUGUUCAUUUCAAAAUAGAUGAAAUUUUUUUACUUUUCAAAUUCUCAAGACAACAACUUUGACUCUAAUCUUUUGUUUUCAUUCCAGUUUCUUGUUUUUUAGUCCAGUGUGCUAUGCAUUAUUUAAUUUAAUCAAUGAAGUUAGAUUGUUUGCUCAAAAGAUCACUAAAUAACCUACUUGAUACUUCAUGUUACUCCCUAAAUAGACAAUGUUUCUUACUUUGCAAAGUCUCGAGAGAGAAAGAGGACCCUUAAGGUUAUUGUAAAAUUGUAAGUAUAAUUUGUUAAAAUAAGUAUCUAGUGGGCGAAGUCCUAUCUAACAAUUUUCUAUUUUUUCUGCAAGUUCUGAAUUGUUUAUUAAUGAAAAAGUAGUUAAGUUUAACCACAUGCAAUUUUUCUAUUAUGCAAUUAAUGUAUUCUGGAAUGAGAUUAUAUAUACUUCUUAAAUUAAUACAACUAUGAUAAAAUCCACACUGUUUAAAGUAGUCUGUACGUGCCAUAGAUAAAAUUAGUCUGAUAUCCAUGCUCAGGUAGUUCUCCUUUGUAAAAUGGUACAAUAAACAAGUAAACAAAUGUAAAUAACACUAUUUGUUCAUUUUUUUUCUUUAGAAGUCUGUAUAGUUUGUCACUUAAUCUGGUUACUAUGCAGAACGGUAUCAAAAUAAGAUGGGAAACAUUAUCAGAAAAUCAUUUUUUGUAACCAAACUACUAUGAAAACAGGGUCAGUAUAUUAUUAAUAACUAGGUACAUCAGUCCUUCUUAAAUGUAACAAUUGGGCUUCCAUGGUAUUUGGUAGGGUAAGGUUUAGAAUUUUGAUACCAAUAUUAUU
This is a messenger RNA of Aegilops tauschii subsp. strangulata, 2622 nucleotides long. Its product is annotated as obtusifoliol 14-alpha demethylase-like. NCBI's taxonomy places the organism in Eukaryota, Viridiplantae, Streptophyta, Magnoliopsida, Poales, Poaceae. The record is from RefSeq and is a predicted model, not a curated record. Gene Ontology annotation, molecular function: monooxygenase activity; heme binding; iron ion binding.